AUGACAAAUUCAAAUAUUAAUCAAAAUAAUGAUUCAUGUGCUAGACAAUUAGAAGAACUUAAUAAACUUUUUACCAAUCGUUAUACUGAAAAAGAUGAAGAGUUUAUUGAAAUGACUAAAGGUUCACAAACUCCACCAACUAUGGAAGAUUGGGGUCCAGAUAGAGUUUCUUAUCGACCACAACAAUCAGGUAAUGGCAACCAACGACGUCAUUUUUCAAAUCCUCGUCAAGACUAUGGGAAUCAACGUCAGCAACAUCGAUAUUAUUCAAAUAAUAAUCGUCAACAAAAUCGAUAUUCUUCGAAUGAUAAUCGAGAAUAUCGAGAUCGUAGUCGAAGCCCUCCUUAUCGUGAUACACGUCGAUAA
This is a messenger RNA of Adineta steineri, 366 nucleotides long. The record is from the annotation of a GenBank genome assembly. NCBI's taxonomy places the organism in Eukaryota, Metazoa, Rotifera, Eurotatoria, Adinetida, Adinetidae.